Messenger RNA from Lingula anatina, 1274 nucleotides. RefSeq lists its product as uncharacterized. The record is from RefSeq and is a predicted model, not a curated record. Gene Ontology annotation, molecular function: RNA polymerase II transcription regulatory region sequence-specific DNA binding; DNA-binding transcription factor activity, RNA polymerase II-specific. Gene Ontology annotation, biological process: regulation of transcription by RNA polymerase II; embryo development. NCBI's taxonomy places the organism in Eukaryota, Metazoa, Brachiopoda, Lingulata, Lingulida, Lingulidae. Gene Ontology annotation, cellular component: nucleus.
CUGCAGCUACUGUAGAGCGGCCAUUUGCACUCAUCGCUCUCCCAGUCAGGUUUGGCCCACGCACAGACUGUGUAAUAUGGUCAAUGUAUCAGAAAGGAUUAAAUAUUCCAUCAUUAUGAUCACUGCCCUUAUGAAGCUGAAUUUCAUGUCCUAUGCUAGCGUAUACGCCGCUUGGAAUCCUCGUUAACACGCAUUAACAGCAAGUGGAGGGGAAAAGAGAUCUAUCGACAUCAUGUCUGCACCAAAACCUGAUAAAUUAAAUAGAAUUGUUAAACUCCUCAUGACUAGAGUAAUGACAAAGGAAUGUACACUUGGUUAUGAUGAACAGGUUCCACACAAUAACCAGAUACAAGAGGAAAUAUCCCCUCAUUGUAACAAACACAAGAAGAGUGAAACAUCAUCCAUGUAUGACGAUGAUGAGGCCCCUGAAGAUGGUGAUUCCAAAAGUAUAGAUGCACAUAAUUUCAAAGGAGAAAACAAAAGUAAUUCCAGUGCCUCAGAUUUGAGUUGUCUCAGUGUAAUAGCCAAACAACCAAAUUCACCCAAGGGUAAAACUUUACACAAGUGCAAAUAUUGUACCAAGGUAUUUUCAAGGAAAAGUGAUAAUAUCAAGCAUGAAAGAGUACACACUGGCGAAAGACCCUUCCUGUGUCGAGUCUGUAAAAAGGCAUUUACCCAGAAAGCUGCUUGCGUCAGACAUGAAAGACUUCAUAAUUAUGAUAGGCCAUUUAUUUGUCAGUUCUGUGGGAAUGGGUUCAUACAGAGAUGGGAUCUGGUGCUGCAUGAAAGAAUCCACACUGGAGAAAAACUUUUUGACUGUCAUUUUUGUAAAAUGAUUUUCACACAGAAGAAAACUUUGGAGAGACAUGAAAGGAUUCACACUAAUGAAAGACCAUUUCAGUGUCAUUAUUGUGGCCAGGGAUUCACACAGAGUAGCACUUUGGUGAAACAUGAAAGAAUUCAUACUGGAGAAAAGCCAUAUACCUGUAAGUAUUGUGGACGGAAAUUUGCUUCGAAUAGUGACUGUGGAAGGCAUGAACGAAUACAUGCUCGCAAAGUACAAAAUAAACAGUCCAAUCUUUCAAGUUUACCUGAUAUUCAAGCAAAUGCAGUUAAUACUGUGGUAGGCCAGAAUAAUGGUGAUGCAAAACAAGAUAAAAAUUUUCCAAAGUCAUUUAUUAAAUCUACAGCUGAGAUGACAUCCGUUGUAAAACAAGUCAACCCUGGGGAUGUGGUUGAAAAAAAGAGAGACCUCCAAUUUCUGUGAGAUUCAU